Messenger RNA from Akanthomyces muscarius, 1077 nucleotides. RefSeq lists its product as uncharacterized. The record is from RefSeq and is a predicted model, not a curated record. The transcript is spliced from 2 exons. NCBI's taxonomy places the organism in Eukaryota, Fungi, Ascomycota, Sordariomycetes, Hypocreales, Cordycipitaceae. Bases 1 to 1077 code for a protein of 358 amino acids. Gene Ontology annotation, cellular component: RNA polymerase II transcription regulator complex. Gene Ontology annotation, molecular function: DNA-binding transcription activator activity, RNA polymerase II-specific; transcription cis-regulatory region binding.
AUGGCAGCCAAAAAGAUGUCCAUCGACAGCAAGCCCAAGCCCUCUCACCGGGAAGAGAGCGAGGACUCAGCUGGCUCUACCCCCGAGGGCGAACGGAACCCGGUCACUCCCAUCCCAACAGAACCCGUCCAGCCCAAGCGAAAGGGCGGCCGCAAACCCAUUUAUGCCACCUCUGAGGAGCGCAAGCAAAGAAACAGACAGGCUCAGGCCGCCUUCCGCGAGAGGCGUACCGAGUACAUCAAGCAGCUCGAGGAGACUAUCCAGGUCCACGAGACAAACCUGCACAGCCUCCAGACUGCUCACCGCAACGCCAACGAUGAGUGCCUCAUGCUGCGCUACAAGAAUUCGCUCCUCGAGCGUAUUCUUCUAGAGAAGGGCAUUGAUGUUCAUGCCGAGCUCCAGGCCAAGACAGGCAGCCCGACCUUAGGGCCGACCCAUAUGCCACAGAACAUGGUGCAGCCUCCUUCUCUCCACAGACCCAUAAUGAACCGCGCUCGCAAGUCGGUCUCUGCUCUUGCGCCCAAAGUUGAGGCUAGCAACACUGCCAUGACCGGCGUCAAAGCUGAGACCUCUCCCAAAACUCACCCAACUCCCUCCCCCAGCAACACAGGCUCUGCCUUCUCCCCCACCACCGAGCAUGCCGCCAUCAAGGCCAACGCUGGCAACGGCCCUCGUUCACAGAUACCCGCCAUCCUCACUGGAGCCGCGGGCCAGCCGCUGCGCUCUGGUUCUGUUGUCAGCUCCGGCGCUCCAUUCUACUCUGCUCCUGCUUUCCACAGCCACCUCGACCAGCUUGAGCAUGAGUAUGAUCACCACGGAGAUAUGAUGCAAGACUCGGAACUGGAUCAUGGCCACGGUGGUGAGCCCUUUCCGCACUCAUUCAGUGGUAACGACAACAUGAUUGUCUCGCCUACCAAUGCCACCGCCAGCCACCAGAUUCCUGGAUCUGGGCCGGGCUUUUCCUCCAUGAGCCAGCUUUUGGAACAAAACAUGGAUUGGGACCCAUUUGGUCUGAGUGCCAGCAUGAACUUCCCUGCCCAGCAAUUCCAGUUUGAACAGCCUGCAUCUAUGCGAUAG